AUGCCCAAGAACGGGGCCAAUACGUUCCAGUUCCCCCUGCAGGCUGUGAGUACCAGAAAACGAGAAGCGGCGGGGAUGGAGCGGGUUGACGAGAGAUGGGACGAGGAGGCCGUGCCAGUCGAGUAUGGGGUUGAAAGUCCGACGAUCCCGCCGCCCGUUGCAUUUGCGCCAAUGGUCAGGGGGAGCAUGAAUAGCGAUAGCACCACAGGAGCAAGGGGGACCCGGAACGAAAUGGACGAUGAUGAGGCGGUGGAAGGGUGA
Cladophialophora carrionii CBS 160.54 is the source of this 261-nucleotide messenger RNA. RefSeq lists its product as uncharacterized. The record is from RefSeq and is a predicted model, not a curated record. Bases 1 to 261 code for a protein of 86 amino acids. The transcript has 2 exons. Lineage: Eukaryota; Fungi; Ascomycota; Eurotiomycetes; Chaetothyriales; Herpotrichiellaceae.